This is a messenger RNA of Sciurus carolinensis (gray squirrel), 2849 nucleotides long. It is a transcript of the gene Capza1, whose product is annotated as capping actin protein of muscle Z-line subunit alpha 1. Gene Ontology annotation, molecular function: actin filament binding. The transcript has 10 exons. The record is from RefSeq and is a predicted model, not a curated record. NCBI's taxonomy places the organism in Eukaryota, Metazoa, Chordata, Mammalia, Rodentia, Sciuridae. Bases 577 to 1437 code for a protein of 286 amino acids. Gene Ontology annotation, cellular component: F-actin capping protein complex; actin cortical patch. Gene Ontology annotation, biological process: actin cytoskeleton organization; barbed-end actin filament capping.
GAAGAUCUGGAAGGUGGCGGGCAGGAUCCAACAUUGGGGCUAACUAUUCCUUGGGGUGGGGGAAAGGGGCCGAUAGUGGCACCUAUUCUGGAGGAACUGGGCCAAGAUGUUACGCUGGAGUGAUUUUGCUUCCAUACAAGAUGAGGGUCACCUUUCACCCUAUUCCCGGGGUUGGAAAAGCCACCGGUCUUUUCAAGGGCCGACCAGCUCUUAGCGCUUUGGACUCGGCUGCCAUGGAGAUCACCGGUACAGGAAAAUUUAAAGGAGUAACAAGUGCUCCUUGAAUGGAGCUCAGGCGCCAAGAACAGUGGAAACAGGCUGUCAGCAUCCAACAGACGAAUGGGGAACCGACUAUAACUCAGAGAAAGAUAAUAGACUUCAAACCCCUGAAGGCAAAGCCGACUUCCUGGGGCACCGGCGCUCGAGGCCGUCACCCCGGCGCGUAACUGAUAUGGCGCCCUCUCAGUCGGCGUUUCCGGGCGGGUCCUUCCGACGGCCCCCGCGGUGAUUCCAUCACUCAGCUUCCUUCCCGGCCUGCCUCGCGCCCGCGGCCGGGCUGGGCCAGAGCAGCCCAAGAUGGCCGACUUCGAGGAUCGGGUGUCGGAUGAGGAGAAGGUACGCAUAGCUGCUAAAUUCAUCACUCACGCACCCCCAGGGGAAUUUAAUGAAGUAUUCAAUGAUGUCCGGCUACUACUCAACAAUGACAAUCUCCUCAGGGAAGGAGCAGCACAUGCAUUUGCCCAAUAUAACAUGGACCAGUUCACACCUGUGAAGAUAGAAGGAUAUGAAGAUCAGGUCUUAAUUACAGAGCAUGGUGACCUGGGUAAUAGCAGAUUUUUAGAUCCAAGAAACAAAAUUUCCUUUAAGUUUGAUCACUUACGGAAAGAAGCAAGUGACCCUCAACCAGAGGAAAUAGAUGGAGGUUUGAAGUCUUGGAGAGAAUCCUGUGACAAUGCUUUAAGAGCCUAUGUGAAAGAUCAUUAUUCCAACGGCUUCUGUACUGUUUAUGCUAAAACUAUAGAUGGGCAACAGACCAUUAUUGCAUGUAUUGAAAGCCACCAGUUUCAGCCUAAAAACUUCUGGAAUGGUCGUUGGAGAUCAGAGUGGAAGUUCACUAUUACACCACCUACAGCUCAGGUGAUUGGAGUGCUCAAGAUUCAGGUUCACUAUUAUGAAGAUGGCAAUGUUCAGUUGGUUAGUCAUAAAGAUGUACAAGAUUUAGUAACUGUUUCGAAUGAAGUACAAACUGCCAAGGAGUUUAUUAAAAUCAUAGAGAGUGCAGAAAAUGAGUAUCAGACUGCAAUUAGUGAAAACUACCAAACAAUGUCAGAUACCACAUUCAAGGCCUUGCGCCGGCAGCUUCCGGUUACCCGCACCAAAAUCGACUGGAACAAGAUACUCAGCUACAAGAUUGGCAAAGAAAUGCAGAAUGCAUAAAGGCUGACUGUAGGAUUCUUCAGUAUGUAGAAAGAAAAGGAUUCAACAUGUGGUCAUAUGAUAAAUAAGUGAUUUAUAAACAAGAGUGAUAUUUUGCUAGGGCUUUCAAAGUUAACAGAUUUUUUAGCCUCAUGGAAUACUGUUGAACCUAUAGCAUUGACUUCAUCUUUUUGUAUCCUCUGCCUUGUAUUUUUCUGUUAUCACUAUAUCUACUUGUAAAUUUUUUUUUCUUUUUUCUUUUUGUUAAUUCUGCUGCACUUAGUGUUAAAGAGAGGUCCAUCUAUUCUGGAGUCAUUUUACUGUUUAGAAAAUUUUCCUAGUCAUGAAGUCCUGUUACUGAUUUAGACAGAUAUAUGCUCAGUACUCUUAACCCUGUGCUCCAAAGCACUUGUGAUACUUCAGUGCUUUUCACUGAUCCACCAAAAUCCAAGGAGGCUAUGCUACAGCUUGUAGCUAAAUGGAAGACACAUUCAUCCUUCUCAACCUCUGACUGCUUUGAUUGUCAUUUAUAGUAUAUCAUAACUGCAGUUUUCAAAAGUUUGGAUUGAGGCUUUUCAGGUCCAUUUUGGGGGCAAAGAAAGUUUUCUUGAAAUUCCAUGACAGCCAGCUUCUCUGGGGGGACUCGUUUUUAAAUCCAAAGACUUGAACCACAUUCCCUGCACAUGGAACAUGUUUGCUUUUUUCAUUCCCUCAUUGUCUCCUUCACAUUUAGUACUAUUGUAGUUACAAACAUCUGCAUUUUUAGAAGAGUUUUAUCCAUUUAUUAUUUUUUUAAGUAUCCAAGAACUGCUGACAUACUGUGGAUAUAGUAGAGUAUAAAACUUUAAAAAUGCAGAUGCUGAAGGAAUAAUAGGUAUCUUGUGCUUUAAUACUUGUGGCAGGAUUGUACUAUAAGCAAAUGAAUCAAGCAACUCUGUAAAUCACAAAAACUUAAGAUGAACCAAAGUGAAAAGAUAACUUCCAGGCAGUAUCUUUCUAUUGUAACCUGUUGUUUAAGGGAAUACUAGUGUUUUCUUCUGAAUAGGAUGUAAAACUUGUUCUAAAUUACUCUUCCUCAGUCCUGCCUGCCAAGAAAUCAAGUGUAACUGUGAUAUAGCAACCCUUCCCAGGUAUAUUGGCAGGUGUGUAUGUGAUCUCAGAAUACACAGGUGACAUAGAUAUGAUAGGACAACUGGUAAUGGUGGAUUCAUUUACAUUGUUUACACUUCUAUGACCAGGCCUUAAGGGAAGGUCAGUUUUUUAAAAAACCAAGUAGUGUCUUCCUACCUGUCUCCAAAUACAUGUUAAAGAAGAAGGGUGUUUGUGCUUCAGCUUUGUCUUUGCUCAGUAAUACAGUCAAGCAAGAGUUUGUUUCCAAGUGAAAGCUGUGUAAGCAUUUUUGUUUAUUUCAAAUAAAAUAUAUUUGUAUUAUU